Molecule: messenger RNA, 2424 nt
Organism: Sardina pilchardus (European sardine)
Lineage: Eukaryota; Metazoa; Chordata; Actinopteri; Clupeiformes; Clupeidae
Product: protocadherin gamma-A11-like
Exons: 4
Coding region: 1-2424 (807 amino acids)
Biological process (GO): homophilic cell-cell adhesion
Cellular component (GO): plasma membrane
Molecular function (GO): calcium ion binding
Source: RefSeq, a predicted model, not a curated record
AUGACAGUCUUUACUCUGUCUACCCUCUAUUUUGGAGGAACAGCCGGGCAGGUUCGCUAUUCUGUACCGGAGGAGAUGGCUCCUGGAUCCUUUGUUGGGGAUAUUGCAAAGGACCUGGGUUUGGAUGCCAAACGACUAAUCACAGGAAAAGCGAAGAUUUUUUCAAAGAAUGGCCGUGAAUACGUGGACCUAGACCGUGAGAGAGGGCAUAUUAUCAUUAGGGAGAGAAUUGACCGUGAGUCACUAUGUGCGAGCUCAAUGUCUGCAUGUAGCUUCAGUUUCGAGGUGAUUCUUGAGAACCCUAUCGAGCUUUAUCGGGUAACGGUGGAAAUAUUAGACGUAAAUGACAACAGCCCUGCGUUUCCAAAGAAUGAGAUAGAGAUAGAGAUAAGUGAAUCCGCCACACCCGGUGCCCGUUUUACUCUUGAAAGCGCAGUCGAUCCUGAUGUCGGAAUUAAUAGUCUUCAGAGUUAUUCUGUCCAUCCGACGGAUCACUUCACACUUAAGAAACAGACCCGAUCAGGUAUCAGUAAAAACGUUGAACUUGUGUUGCAAACACCUCUCGAUAGAGAGAGGCAACAGCAUAUGUACUUGACCCUUACUGCUGUAGAUGGGGGCACCCCAAAACGAUCAGGUACGGUGAAAAUUCACAUUAUCAUUCUUGAUGCAAACGACAACGCACCCGUUUUCCCUCAAGACUCUUACAAAAUAUCUGUUCCUGAAAAUACAGCGAAAGGUACAUUGUUGACUACAGUAAAUGCUACGGAUGCUGACACUGAAGCGUACGCUCCCAUCCAAUACUAUUUUGAGCACGCAGGAGCGUCGAUAAAUGAGCUAUUCUCCAUAAAUGCCACCACUGGUGAAAUAAGAUUGAUUGGCCAACUUGAUUUUGAAAAAUCUCCCAUCCACGAGUUAAGUGUCCAAGCUAAAGAUCGUGGAGGGUUAUCAGAUUCAGCUGAAGUAAUUGUUGAAGUAACCGAUGUGAAUGACAACGCGCCCACUAUGGCCCUGAUGUCCUAUUCAAAUAGCCUGCCUGAGAACGCACCACCGGGAACUGUCAUCGCUAUGAUAAAUGUCCAAGACGGCGACUCUGAAGAAAAUGGUAGAGUAAUAUGCACGAUUGACAGUAGUCUGCCAUUCAAAAUCAAGUCAUCUCUGACCGAUUACUACAGUCUUGUCACUGACUCAGAUUUAGACAGGGAACACAUAUCCGAGUAUAACAUAACAGUAACGGCAAAAGACGGUGGUAGUCCACCUCUGUCUAGUUCAAAGACGUUGUCGGUUAAGAUAUCAGACAUUAAUGACCAUUCUCCUGUAUUUGAGCAUGAAACAUACAACGCUUUCAUAAUGGAGAAUAACUCACCAUCUUUGUCUGUUUUAUCAUUGAGAGCCAGUGACGCAGAUUUGGGCCCAAAUGCACGCAUAUCUUACUUCAUAGGAGAAAGUGAUUAUAAAGGAACACCUGUAUCAUCAUUAGUUUCCAUUAACUCAGAAAGUGGAGUGAUUUAUGCUACGAAAUCAUUCGACUACGAACAAGUUAAAUCUUUUAGCAUCAACGUAAAGGCUCAAGAUGGCGGAUCUCCUCCUUUAAGCACUAACGUGACAGUAAAUGUUUUCAUUCAAGAUCAGAAUGACAACGCACCACAGAUUUUGUAUCCUGUUCAGUCUGGUGGUUCCGUCGUGGCUGAGAUUGUACCUCGUUCAGCAGAUGUGGGCUACCUGGUCACUAAAGUGGUAGCUGUUGACGUGGACUCUGGACAGAAUGCCUGGCUGUCUUAUAAACUCCUAAAAUCCACUGACAGGGCAUUGUUUGAAAUUGGCACUCAGAAUGGAGAAAUAAGAACUAUCAGACAGGUCACGGACAAAGAUGCUGUGAAACAAAAGCUUACUGUUGUAGUGGAGGACAACGGACAGCCCUCUCGCUCUGCUACAGUCAAUGUGAAUGUGGCUUUAGCGGACAGCUUUCCUGAAGUGCUCUCGGAAUUCAGUGAUUUUACGCACGAAAAGGAAUACAACGAUAACCUGACUUUUUACCUGGUUCUGGCUUUGGCUGUAGUAUCUCUUCUUUCUCUCUUCACUUUUGGCAUUUUACUCGUGCGGUGCGUGAGAGCCACCACUGGUGGUUCCGCCUGCUGCAUGAGACGCAUGGACUCGGAUGACUUCAGAGCCAGGAACCUGCAGCUGCAGCUGAACUCAGACGGGCCUAUUAAAUAUGUGGAGGUGCUGGGAGGGGACAUGUUGUCUCAUAGCCAGUCCUUCAGGUCCUGUCUCUCCCCCCUGUCGGAGUUCAGUGAUUUCACCCUCGUUAAGCCCAGCAGCACUCUUGACUUUAAGGACAUGAUCAGCGUGUUAGAUGUGUCUUUGCCUGACAACGCCUGGACUUUUGAGAGUCUGCAGAAUCCUCGCAAUGAGCGCAUCAGAUGA